Molecule: messenger RNA, 1428 nt
Organism: Agrilus planipennis (emerald ash borer)
Lineage: Eukaryota; Metazoa; Arthropoda; Insecta; Coleoptera; Buprestidae
Product: protein toll-like
Exons: 3
Coding region: 115-1230 (371 amino acids)
Biological process (GO): innate immune response; toll-like receptor signaling pathway
Cellular component (GO): membrane
Molecular function (GO): transmembrane signaling receptor activity
Source: RefSeq, a predicted model, not a curated record
UCGAAUGGAAACAUCUCCAAUGUACCUAACAUUAUUUUGCCUGGCGGAAAUUUGUACAAUCAAACAGAAGUGCAUUUAGAAGGGAAUCACCUGACUCAAGGACCCGUGGAAGGAAUGGGCUAUGAGAAAACCACCAGAUUGGUAUUAUCCAAUAAUAAAAUUCAAGAAAUUAAGUGGUUACCACCAAAUAUUCAGGUAUUACACUUUGAUCACAACAACAUUAGCUUCUUGAGUUACGACAUUUUAAAGCAAUUGAACGAAUCAACUGUCAAAAAUAUUUCUUUGGAUCAUAAUCCUUGGAGGUGCGACUGUGAUGCUGUUAACCUAACGAAUUUUCUCAAGGAAAAUUUGCUCCGCAAGCAGUACAAUCCCAAAAGUAUCACGUGUGCUCAGUCAGGAAAAUCAUUAAUAAAUCUGAACAUCAACAACUUGUGUCCAACGUAUCUUUCAUUCGUCCUGGGCAUAAGCAUGUCGCUUCUUAUCAUCAUGUUCCUGGCAGCAUUGUCAAUAGCAUUGUACUACCGGUACCAACAAGAGAUCAAAGUGUGGUUGUUUGCCCACGACAUGUUUCUGUGGUUCAUUACAGAAGAAGAGGUGGAUAAAGACAAAUUGUACGAUGCUUUCAUCAGUUAUUCUCACAAAGACGAAGAUUUUGUUACCGAAAAACUUCUCCCGAUACUCGAAGAUGGCCCUCAUCCGUACAAGCUCUGCCUCCAUUUUCGAGAUUGGAUUCCCGGAGAGUUUAUAUCGAAACAAAUUGCCCAGUCGGUGGAAAAUUCACGAAGGACGGUUGUUAUAUUGUCGGAAAGCUUUUUGGAAAGUGUUUGGGGUAAAAUGGAGUUUCGAACCGCUCACACUCAAGCCAUGAGUGAGGGUAGGGCUCGAGUGAUAAUAAUAUUGUACGGGAACGUUAAUUUGGAUAACUUAGACGACGAGUUGAAGUCGUACUUAAGAACGAAUACAUAUUUAAAAUGGGACGAUCCAUGGUUCUGGAAUAAACUUCGAUACGCAUUGCCUCACCCUCAAAGGGCUUUCGACAAGAAGGUGCAACGUAAUAACAACAUUAUGUUAACAUUACACGACAAGUUAGACUUGAUAACAACCCCCACCACACCCAACGCAGGAAGCACCCCACCUGCAGUAUCACUAGAUCCCCUACUUAUUAAGGAUAAUCCUCUGGACUUUAGCAAGACUGAACUUCGAAGCACUGCACCCGCUGCAGAGGCCUAAACUAAACAUUUAUGACAUUAGUUUGAGAUUUUAAAAUGCAAUGAGGUGUGACCCGAAAAUUAUUAUAUAAUAACGAAUUUUUUUUUAUAUACGUCGCAUUAUAUUGUGGUUUUUAAAUGUGAGCUACGUAUAUGACCGACGCUAGUCUGUGAUGCAAUAAGUAAAAAUAUUUUCAGUCAUAAUAAUUAUAUUUAGUAU